This is a messenger RNA of Rasamsonia emersonii CBS 393.64, 1461 nucleotides long. RefSeq lists its product as uncharacterized. The transcript has 8 exons. The record is from RefSeq and is a predicted model, not a curated record. Bases 1 to 1461 code for a protein of 486 amino acids. Gene Ontology annotation, molecular function: FMN binding. Lineage: Eukaryota; Fungi; Ascomycota; Eurotiomycetes; Eurotiales; Trichocomaceae.
AUGGGGUCUACACGCGUUCCGAGUCAUGGCGGCCAGCAGCAGGACGACGGGAUGUAUCGAAAUACAGAGCCCGAAGGUCUGCAGGUGGCGCAGUCGGGGGUUGAAUCGCCCACGGCAGCAAGACCCCCGACCAAAUCGAUUCCUUCCGCGAUUUCUUCUACGACUUCUUCUUCUUCUUCUUCUUCGGCGACUGUGACCUCGGAGACGCCCAGCGGCGUGGCCGAGGAUCCCUGCCCGUCCGCGAAUCAAACAACUUAUACAUCAUCAUCCACAGGAGGAGCCCUUUUCCUGCUCUUCUGUGAUAUCGACUGGCCAGCAGGCGAGGCCGCUGCUGACGACAAUGGAACCGUCAGCGACCUGGGCGCUUACACUCUUAUACACGCUGGAAAGCUGCAUCGACAAGUGAGGUGUCGGUGCGGCGAUAGUAGGCAGCUGCUGAAGCUGACAGACGUCACUGCGGAUCGGAUCCCCCACCCAUACUCCCCAUUAUCUAUCUCUCGAUAUACUGCUACUGCUCCUGCUUCAAUCGUCUCACGCAAUCUGGCGUCUCUGUCUGCGUCUGCGUCUGCGACUUGUCGUCGCCGUCUCCAGCAUCACCUACGACACAUCAUAUCCAGCAGCAGCAACAGCGUCCGCGUCCGCAACAUGGCGACAUCAUCAUCGGCCGACCCAGCCCCCGCUCCCUGGCGCCACGUCUUUGAAGAGCACAUCUCCAAGCUCGAAGACCCCUACUUCGCCGUCUCUACCGUCGCGCGCGACCCGGCAACCAGCGCAGCCGUCCCCCGCGUGCGCUACUGCGGCUUCCGCGGCUUCUUCGGCGAGCUGAAGCUGCACCCGCUGGCGGAGAAGCAGCUGGAGGAAGAAGACGGGGGGAAGAACCCGUCCGUGUUCGAGAGCGACAUGCUCUCGUUCACGACGGACGUGCGCAUGGGCAAAGUCGAGCAGCUGACGCAGCAAUCUGACGGCGCGAUCGAAGUCGUUUUCUGGGUCAAGGAGGCCAUGACGCAGUGGCGGAUGAGCGGGAAGGCGUUCAUCAUCGGCGAUGCGGCGGAGGAGAAGCAUGAGCAGGAUGCGCGGAGGGAGAUUCAGAAGGGUUUGCGAAGGCGGAAGCGGAGAGGUGGUAAUGACGAUGACGACGACGAGAAGAAGUGGACCUGGGAGAAGGAAGUCACCAUGUACUUUGCCAACCACAGUCCUAUCAUGAGAGGCACAUUCAAAAACCCAUCCCCAGGCCGCCCCAUCACCGAGGACAGCGGCGAUCCAAACCUCAAACUGGGACAAAAAGUCACCGAUCUUCACGACCCCAUUGCAAGGAAGCACUUCCGUGUCGUGGUCAUCCGCGUCGAGGAGGUGGACCGGCUGGAUCUGAUGGACCAUGCAGAGUCGAAGCGCUGGAAAUGGACGUUUGUCAGUGAUGACGGUGGAGCUGGACGGUGGGAGGAAGUGGAGCUGUGGCCGUGA